AGAACUUCUCCAUGAAAGACUUAGGGGAUGCUAGUUAUGUCCUUGGCAUAAGAAUCUACCGAGAUAGAUCAAGAAAGUUAAUAGGUCUGAAUCAAAGUACAUAUAUAGAUAAAAUCCUUGAUCGAUUUAGCAUGUCUAACUCAAAGAAAGGAUCUUUACCUAUGACACCUGGCACGGUUCUUUCCAAGAACCAGAGUCCUUCUACUCCCGAGUAGAAGGAACUCAUGAUGAAGAUGGCUAAGGAGGAUUACGAGCAGGAGGUUCUCAAUGUCACGCUGCCAGCUGCAUUCGAGAUGCGCUUGCCAUCACGAGAGCCCCUUAAGCAUUUUCGCACAUGGGGAAAGAAGAGACUCUCGUUGGCGUUACUUGCUCACCUUUGCAGAGCAGUCUAGUUUGGAGCUGACGAUCGAGUUUCUUUGCACCUACCAGUGUCUGCAUGGUGGCCGGCCUUUUAAGGAUGCAGCUGAUGUCAGACCCGAUUCCACAUUGACGUUUUCACUUGGUGGUCGAGCUUUCACCCUUUCCAUGGCCGAGUUCGGGUGUCGUCUGGGCAUAUACACUGAGGAGGAGGCACGCUCCCUUGUCUUUGCUGCUCUUCCCUAUUCUUUGCCUUCAGAGUGCAGUCUUGAGCAGUUCUGGCAGCAGCAUUUCUUGUCGACGACGCCAUUCAACAAGAACACGGCGCAUACUUGUCAGUGGAGGAGAAGUGCCUGGAGGAUACUCAGCUUUGUGCUUUCACAUGAGAGGGUUCAGGUGAACCUAGCUCUCUUCAUGACUCAGUUCUUCCUACUUCAGGGGAAGAGCCAUAGGAAGACUCUUCAGGCGGGACCCUUUGUUACUCACCUUGCACGUUCCCUUCUGCCCGAGAUGCCGGGUAAUUUGCUUCCCAUUGACCAGAGCAUUCGUCCUCUGAGCACCACAUCUCUCACGAAAAUGGGGAUUGCGAAGAGGCGUCGAGUAGAGGAGAGUGAUGAGCCGCCACUAGACUUCUUUGAUGGGCUUGAUACCACCGUCCAUUCUCCCAUUCUAGAUGCCACCACAGGGACGUUCGUGGCUGGGGGUUCUUCUUUUGUUCAGCCAGGGACGUACACAGCUUCGUCGAGCGGCGUUGAGACAUCCAUGCUACAGAAGAUCUUGGAGGAGAUGACGAGACUGAACACAAGGAUGGGCGCUAUCGAGACCAGCAUCCAGGACGUGAAGGACAUCAUGGAGAAUGGCCAUAGCGCCCAUGAGAAGCAAAUGAAGAGGAUGAAUGAACGCCUAGAGUCCCACACUGAGAAGCUCCAUGAGCUCGAGAUGCUGCUCGGAGAUAUGGUGCACGGUGUUCCCCUCCUUCCUCACCAGGUUAAGGUCUCUUUGACCGUUGUGCUUCAUGGAAUGGGUGAGUAUACCAUUCCUUGUCCGACUGAGCAUAUAGAGACUGUUGCCGAUUGCGAGGGGAGCUUCGUUGCAUGGCCAAAGUCGUUGGUGGGCUUUGGAGAUCCCCCGUUGCACACGGCUCAACAUGGCGACUUCUCAUCAAGCAAAUCCCGUCCUACUCUCGGCGUACGCCCCACUGCUCCUCCUAGCUCUGUCAUACAUGAUGUUUUUGACUGGAGCUCAUACAUCUCAUUCGGGCCGCGUUGCAGGGAGUCUAUGCUCUAUCCGGAGGAGACGGAGCUGAGGAUGCGUCCGAAGAAUAUACGUGAGUUCAUGCAAUGGGAGGAGGUCGAUCAGACCAUCAUCAUUGUUUUCUUGAGGAUUAUCAAAAACGGCGAAGAUGUUCCCAUGAAGAAGGUCGGGGAAACCAACGCCCCUAAAACCGAAGAUGAGUAUGAUGCACAUGACAUCAAGAAAGUCGAGAACAAUUCAAAGGCCAUCAACAUCAUCUAUUGUGUCGUAAACCCGGAAGACUACCGGAAGAUUUCUUGUUGUUCCACCGCCAAGGAAAUGUGGGACAAGCUAGAAAUCACUUAUGAAGGUGAACAAAAGAUGAAGGGGGUUGCACUCAAGGCUUCCUCAAGCCAAGAACCUUCCAUGGAGGAAUCAAGUGAUGAAGACAACGAGUUCGGGCUCGUUAUCAAACAAUUCCACAAGUUCAUGCGAAAGGAGUAUGAACGAAAGGGCAAGAAACAUGGAGGACCACCCAAAUGCUAUGGGUGUGGAGAAAUUGGGCAUAUCAAGCCAAAAUGCCCAAAUGCCAAAAACGAGAAGGAGAAGAAACCGUUCAAGAAGCACCGAGCUUACAUCUCGUGGGGAGGAGGUCAAAGAAAACGAUCUCGCACCGGGAAGAACGUUGCUUCCUCCUCGGCUCCUCCUCCGCCAUCGGCACACAAGUACCUCGAUGGGUUGUUCCUUUGGUUCAACGACCGCGCAGAGGCAACACGCGCCACCUCCGACAAUUGGCCGCUCCCAUAUGCCCUCCUCGUCCUGGCGAUUCUUGAUGAGUACAACAUCAAGAACGACGUUGGGCCGCAGCAAAAGGGGACAAAGCAUUGGGAGAUUGAUGAAUCCUCAUUCCACUCGGGCAAUGAUGAAACUCCGUUCCGACAGCCUCGUCCACAUCAGCAACCAAGGGAUGCUUCUUCAAACACCCCAUCUCUAGCCGAGCAAAUGGUCGCCUUGACCGCCACCCUUUCUCGGAUAGACACCAACAUCUCCCAAACGGCCCAAAACGUCAACAUUUUGAGCCGUGAGCUUCACGGGUAUUUUGACUUUGUCAACUACCCUUACGCUCAAAUGGUCCCUUACGCUCCUCCGCCAAACUUCGGGGGUGAACCAAGCGGGACAAAUGACGUUGGUGGUGAAGAAGACGAGGAAGAAGAAGACGAAGAAGAAGAAGAAGAAGAAGAAGAAGAAGAAGAAGAAGUAGAAGAAGAGGAAGAGGAAGAGGAAGAGGAAGACAUCGACGAAGACCAACUCCUCGAUGAUCUCUCCCCGGAUUUCUAGAGCUCUAGCUCCUCUCUUUUCUCUUAAUAUUUUUAUGCAUUUUAAAAUUUUCUUCCGUUAUGUGUACUUCGCCUUUUCCCUUAUUUAAUAAAUAAAAAUCUUUAUGGUUU
Cuscuta campestris is the source of this 3038-nucleotide messenger RNA. The record is from the annotation of a GenBank genome assembly. Lineage: Eukaryota; Viridiplantae; Streptophyta; Magnoliopsida; Solanales; Convolvulaceae.